AUGGAGAUCCAGGAGCCCGUUUUAAGCGUCGGCAGCCGUUUGUUUUCUCCUGGCGACAUCAUAAUGUCAUGUAGUCCGCUGGUGUGGGUCCUCGAGCGCGCCGCAUACAAAACACACUGCGCUUAUUGCUUCCAUGAUAACCAGGCACUGCGCAAAUGCUCGGGAUGUCAGGUGCAUCACUACUGUAACGCCACUUGUCAGGUCGCCGACUGGAAGAUGGAGCAUAAGCUGGAAUGCGCAGCGUUGAGAGAGAUUAUCGGUAGGGACGAAGACGUCGCCCCCAUGACGAUGGUUAGCGGACCUUUGGGUAGAAUUAAAUCGAACACCUUUACCAUGACUAAAGGCGCCUUUACCGAUAUGAUGUGCAAGUUGGAUUUCAAACUUCAGAGGAACGUGGUAAUAGAUAUCCCCGGGAUAGGUCCGAAAUGUGCCAGAGAACUUCUGCUCAUGCUGCCCACAAAUCCCGCGCAACGGGAAAUCGAGAGCAUUAUGCAGUUAAACUCAGAUACGUCUAUCUGGCCGGAAAAUAUGAUACCCCGCAAAGACACGCUGCUCUACUACGGUAUUAUCAGUUACAACGCGUGGCCUGUGUACAAUGCGAUGACCGGCAGCACCAAAGCCCCGAUCGGUUUCGCUUUGUAUCCACAAGCGUCGCGGCGCAAAAUGACGCCAGUAUGCUGGGAUGUCAAUGUUGUGGCCAACUGCCGCAGCCGACAGUUAGUGCUACAUGCCGUGCAAGAUAUUCCGCGUUUUACCGGACUGCAGGAUUUCCGAUAUUGCGAACUCCUGGAGCCAUCUCGCCAAACAAGAACGGAACGUAGCGAUGAAUUUCAGAAGCGUUACGGUUACCCGUGUCCUUGCCGCAGCUGCACGGAAGAAUAUGAUGCUGACAUCAAUCCGUUACAAUGUGUGACCAGCGGAUGCACCAAUCGGAUUCCGAGCGACAGCCGAGCACUGACAGCCUGCUCGGAAUGCGGUGCCCUCAACGGUGAACGAUUGGCUCAAUUCCGGGGUUUGGUGCAGAAGUACGAGGGUUUGAAGUGGUGCUGCAAUAGGAAUCCCAAUACGUGGAUAGACUGCGUCACGAAUCUCGUCCAGGAACUGGAUAUGGCGGGCAUCCUGCAGACAGAUGCGCAUUUCCGCUUCGUCUGCGGCUGGAUUUUACCGCGCAAGUAUUUCAAGGAAAACCGUUUAGAAGAUGGCUGGAAGAUGAUGGAGAAGUUGACUAUCUCUGUUCGGAGGAUGUAUCCAAAAUAUGAUCUUUUUCGCUAUCUUCAACUAACGGACCAGGCAACGUCUUCCUCUAUAGCGCUGCACAGACGAGUGAUGAAUUGGGUUGAUCAGCUAUUGGAAGCAGAACUGGGAUUGGGAGGACCGCGACCGGGGAAAAUAGAAACGGAGGGACAGCGACCGACGAAAAAGGAACUGGAAGCAUUAACUGCUCACAUAAGUUGUCCGGUCCUCCGUUACUGUCAAGGGGCCAAAGAAAUCGUUGUUGUUUUGUUUGGUGACAAGUCGAAGGAGGUUCAGAAAGCCGAUACUGUACUGGAAGGAGUGGCUGCACUUUUUGGUCAAAUCGAGCAGAUUUUCGCGAGAGUUGGUCAAAAUAAAUUUGAAUUAUGA
This is a messenger RNA of Paramacrobiotus metropolitanus, 1623 nucleotides long. RefSeq lists its product as uncharacterized. NCBI's taxonomy places the organism in Eukaryota, Metazoa, Tardigrada, Eutardigrada, Parachela, Macrobiotidae. The transcript has 7 exons. Gene Ontology annotation, cellular component: nucleus. The record is from RefSeq and is a predicted model, not a curated record. The coding region runs from base 1 to 1623 and encodes 540 amino acids.